AUGGCCCGCCCUCGCCUCUCCGUCCUCUCCGGGCUGUGGAGCCUCUCUCCCGGCUGCAGAGCUGUCACCACGGCCGCCACCGGGAAGAGGCUGAAGACCGUGGAGGAUCUCCCGGGCCCCAGCUUCACCAAGACCCUGCAUUGGCUCCUGUUCAAGGGCUACGCGGACAAGAGCCACUUACUGCAGGACGUGCAGAAGCAGCUGUACGGUCCCCUGUGGCGCUCGCGCUUCGGUCACUACGACCUUGUGAACGUAGCGUCGGCUGAGCUCAUCUCCCAGGUGAUCCGACAGGAAGGGAGGUAUCCAGUCCGAGCUCCGCUACCGCAUUGGAAAGAGUACAGAGACCUGAGGAACCAGGCCUACGGACUACAUGUGGAGACUGGUUCAAACUGGCACCGCCUGCGCAGUGCUCUGAACCCAAAGAUGCUGAAGCUGCAGGAGGUGCGGCCGUACGCUGCUGUGAUCCAGGAGGUGGUGGACGACCUCCUGCAGAGAGUGGAGGAGCUGAGGAGGAGGAGCCCAGACUGCACUGUGCCCGACAUGGCAGGAGAGCUCUACAAGUUUGGCUUCGAAGGCAUCUCCUCGAUCCUCUUCGAGACCCGGUUGGGUUGUCUUCAGGAGGAAGUCCCCACAGAGACUCUGAAGUUCAUCUCAGCAGUGAACGACAUGCUCCUCCUCUCCAACACGGUGGCGCUGUUUCCUCGCUGGACUCGCCGCUUCCUGCCGCACUGGGACCGCUUCGUGAAAGCCUGGGACGACAUCUCCACUGUGGCUCGUGGUCUGAUCGAGCGGCGGAUAUCGCAGCUGGACUCUCGCUCUCUCUCAGACGGACUCUAUCUGACCUACCUCCUCUGCAACAACACUCUGAGCCGAGAGGAGGUCUUCACCAGCGUUACAGAGCUGCUGCUGGGAGGAGUGGACACGACCUCCAACACUCUGUCCUGGGCCCUGUACCACCUCGCUCGGGACCCCAGAGCGCAGCAGCGUCUGUGGGAGGAGGUGAGGAGCGUGUGUGCAGAGGAGAGGCCCUCGCUCCAGGACCUGACCCAGAUGCCCUACCUGAAGGCCGUGAUUAAAGAGACUCUGAGGUUGUAUCCCGUGGUUCCAGGAAACGCUCGAUAUGUGACGGAGAACGAUGUGGUUCUGGGAGAAUACUGGUUUCCCAAAGAGACUCUGUUCCACCUGUGUCAUUACUCGGUCUGCCACAGUCCAGAUGAGUUCCCGGACCCAGAGUCCUUCGUGCCUGAGCGCUGGCUGCGGUCUCUGCCAGGGCUGCGGCCUCAUCACCCCUACAGCUACAUCCCGUUCGGGGUCGGGGUGCGCGCCUGUGUGGGGAAGCGUGUGGCCGAGAUGGAGAUGUACUUUGCCCUGGCGCGGUUGAUGCAGCGAUACCAGGUGCUUCCUGAAGAGGGUGCUCCUGCCAUUGAGCCAAAAACCCGGACUUUGAUGAUCCCUGGGUCUGCGGUCAACCUGCGCUUCCUGCCGCGGGCCUGA
Knipowitschia caucasica is the source of this 1494-nucleotide messenger RNA. NCBI's taxonomy places the organism in Eukaryota, Metazoa, Chordata, Actinopteri, Gobiiformes, Gobiidae. The record is from the annotation of a GenBank genome assembly.